GCCCACACCGACGCCCGCGGUCGCCACUGCUUUCAACUGCGCAGAGUCCCUACCUAACGCGCACGUUGCACGAUUCUCAAUUCGCCACAUCUACAUUCGUGCAAAGGCACACUCCUUCCACUCAAGCGCAAACAGUCAUGUCAGACCGGGAUGUAUUGCUAUCGAUGGGGUUCGAUCCCGCCCGUGUCGACUGGGCCUUGAAGGCAACCAACAACCGAGGUCUCCAACCCGCAAUGGACCACAUACUCGAGAACGACGGCAAGCCCGUCCCAGAUCUCUCCACCGUGUCCACGUCCAGCGCACCCGCUGCAGGAGCGGGAGGUGCAGAGCAUGAAGAAGAUGAGGAGGAGCUGGAAGCUUUACAAGCUGUGUACGGGAAGGCGAAUAUUGCUCCCGCAGUGGACGGCGGCAGUGCUGGUGCUGAGGCUGAAGCGAAGAGCAUCAAAUGCUCAGUCUGCGGCAAGACAUUCAAGAACACCGCAGUAGCAAAUUACCAUGCAGAGAAGAGCGGUCACGACCAGUUCGAAGAGUCUGCAGAAGAGAUCAAACCGCUCACGGAGGAAGAGAAGCAGCAGAAGCUCGCAGAGUUGCGCGAGAAGAUGGCCGCAAAGCGUGCCGCCAAAGCGAAGGAAGAAGCCCAAGAGAACCUCGCUAACGAAGCCAUCCGCAGGAAAGCUGGCAAGGACGUGAACGAGCUGCGCGAAGAGAUCAAGGCCAAAGAGCUCAUGAAGGAAGCCGAGGCGAAGCGCAGAGAGAAGCUGGAAGACGCGAAGGCACGUGCGGCGAUCAAGGCGCAAAUCGAAGCCGACAAGAGGGAGCGAGCGGAGCGCGCUGCCCGGGAGAAGGCUCUGCGCGAGGGCAAGCCCGUACCAGGCAGCUCGGCGCCUGCUGCUGUUCCCGCCCCCGCCCCCGCCGCUAGCACCGCGCCGAAGACGGCAGGGAAGGACUACCCUGAGACCCGCCUCCAGAUACGCAUGGCGAGCGGCGGACAGCCGUACACGACCACGCUCCCGAGCGAUGCGACACUCCGCGAAGUGGCCGAGUUCCUCGCAGCGCAGACACUCUCGGUCGACGUGGAGACCGUCAACUUCACCAUGUCCUUCCCAAGGAAAACGUUUGCACGCGCCGACUUCUCACGGACCUUGAGAGAGCUUGGCUUGACGCCGUCGGCUGUUUUGAUCGCAUCAUGAUGUGGCCGACGAGAUUUCACAUACCAAGAGGACUCUAUCAAUAGCAUUGAAUUGCUGUCAUUGCAGAUGUACCAAUAUGGAUCUUAUACAAGCAUGGAGGCACCCGGAUACUCCUUGUACUUUGCGGUUCGCACUUUGCGAUUAAAUGUUCUGCACACCUUGCACAGGAUGUGACAUCAUCAGGGAUGGCACUCUCGUGGGAUAAGAUGCCCCUGACUGUUUGCAGAUGUUCGCGAAAGCAAAUCAAUAUGAGCCCAGCUGCAGC
Molecule: messenger RNA, 1455 nt
Organism: Laetiporus sulphureus 93-53
Lineage: Eukaryota; Fungi; Basidiomycota; Agaricomycetes; Polyporales; Laetiporaceae
Exons: 9
Coding region: 138-1190 (350 amino acids)
Molecular function (GO): protein binding
Source: RefSeq, a predicted model, not a curated record